AACUCGUGAACGCGUUUCAAACGACAACUUUUCGAUACGGCGACUGCAUUGUUAUCUUGUGCGGUUUUGAGGUUUUUUUUUAUCAAAAAUUCAAAGAAAACCUAUUUCUACACGCAGUGUUUGCUGUGAAGUUGAAACAACUCUUUUAAAGUCAUAUCACAUUGUUUGGUUAUUUCCUUGCUCUGCAGGCGCUCGUGAUUCGAUUUUUUGGUCAGACAUAAUGUCUUUCAUUGAUCUUUCUGGUGACGGUGGUGUCCAGAAGCAGAUUCUUCUAGAAGGGACAGGAAUCGAUACCCCAUCAAAUGGGUGCAGCGUAUCACUGCACUAUACCGGUACGCUAGAUUCAGACGGGAAACAGUUCGAUUCGAGCAGGGACAGGAAUGAGCCAUUUGAAUUCAAGCUUGGGCAGGGAUCUGUAAUUAAGGCAUUUGAUAUGGGAGUAGCCACUAUGAAACUUGGCGAACGGUGUAUAUUGAAAUGCGCUCCAGAUUAUGCCUACGGUGCUUCCGGUAGCCCUCCAAAUAUUCCCCCUAAUUCAACGUUGAAUUUUGAGCUGGAAAUGCUUGGUUGGAAGGGAGAAGAUCUAAGUCCGCAGUCGGAUCAGGGUAUAGUCCGAUUCAUACAAAAAGUAGGCGAGGGCAAGAAAACACCGAAUGAUGGAGCUUUUGUUAAAAUUCAUUUAGUCGGUCAGUAUGGUGGAAAGGUGUUCGAGGAUCGUGAUGCGGAAUUCACACUCGGAGAGGGCGAAGAAGCCGGCGUGAUUGCCGGGGUGGAAAUUGCCUUGGAAAAGUUCAAGAAAAUGGAAACUUCCAAACUCAUUCUAAAGCCACAGUUUGCCUUUGGACCUGUAGAAAAGCCGGAGUUCCAGUUGCCAGCCAAUGCAACGGUUGAGUACAUCGUGACACUGAAGGAAUUUGAAAGGGAACCUGAUAGUUGGAAACUGGACGAUGCCGAACGAAUGGAGCAAGCUAAAUUGUUUAAAGAGAAGGGUACCAACUAUUUCAAGGACAGUAAGUUUAAACUAGCCCUCAAGAUGUACGAGAAAUCAUUGGGAUUCCUGACAAGCAGCGACACUGAAGAUUCUAAACAGUUCAAACUGACUGUUUACUUGAACAAAGCCUUGUGUCAUCAAAAGCUGAGUGAUCAAGAUGAGGCGAAGGAUGCGUGUAACAAGGCUUUAGAAAUUGAUCACAAGAACGUGAAGGCCUUGUACCGUCGCGGUCAAUCUAGGCUGUCGUUAGGGGAUUUCGAAAACGCCCUGACGGACUUCAAUGCUGUUCGUGAAAUUGAACCGGAAAAUAAGGCUGCCCUAAACCAGAUUACAAUUUGCAAACAAAAAAUCAAGGACUACAACGAACAACAAAAGAAAGUUUUUGCAAAUAUGUUCACAAAGUUCGCCAAGAGUGAUAAACAGCGUGAGGAGGAGUGGCAGAGUAAGCAACCGGAUGUGAUGAAGCAAAACUUUGGUGAAUGGCGUGACGAUGAACGAGAACACGAGCCUACCCGUUUUGAGCAGGAAAAUCCAGAUGUCAUAAUGCUGAACGAAUCGUUGAAAGAUUUUAGAAACAUGUAAGUUUAACGCUGCUACGUUCCCAACAUUUCUGGAAAAUGCCCUAAAUUCUAUUUGAUACAAUUAUUCGGACAUGGUGCGAUUAUUUUGUAGUCUGCUUCAGUGUACCAUUACCAUAAAAAUGAUUCUUAAAAAUAAUUAUUUCAUUCUAUAUAAAAAUCGGAAAGAUUAAUUAGUACGUAUUAAUAAAUGAAACGCAUCUUGUCAGUUGAUACAGAAUACAAAUUAAGCUUUGAUCAAAAAGAAA
Armigeres subalbatus is the source of this 1817-nucleotide messenger RNA. It is a transcript of the gene Fkbp59, whose product is annotated as FK506-binding protein 59. Gene Ontology annotation, molecular function: protein binding; peptidyl-prolyl cis-trans isomerase activity. The transcript is spliced from 5 exons. NCBI's taxonomy places the organism in Eukaryota, Metazoa, Arthropoda, Insecta, Diptera, Culicidae. The record is from RefSeq and is a predicted model, not a curated record. The coding region runs from base 221 to 1573 and encodes 450 amino acids.